AUGUUGAUGGUGAUAACUAAUGAUAAUACUAGGGAAUUAGGAGGUAGCAAAAAAAAUCCUGCUGGAAAUGGUUUUUCUUAUUAUCUGAUUUUUUCAGAUUUAAAUCCUCACCAAAUAAAAAAAGAUUGGUUAAAAAUAGAAGGUGGCGGUGAUACUCCUUUAUUAGAUGGAACCCCAAUUACUUCGGUGGCAGAAUUAGUAGGCAAACUAAAAGGCACCCUCGUUCGCCUCGGCCCCGACCUCUUGGAACUAAUGGAAGCCUUAACCCCCGAGCAAAAACCUCCCAGUGAAAAUGAAACCCCAGAAACCCGUCAAGCCUCUACGGACGCAAUAACCGACCAAGAUUUACAAGAAGUAGGCCUCACCCGCGAGGAAUUUGAAGCCUUAACCACCGCCUUCGCAGAUGAGGCUCAUAUUGCCAACAUAAUUAAAAAACUUGCCUCCGCUAAUCCGGAAAAA
This is a messenger RNA of Racocetra persica, 459 nucleotides long. Lineage: Eukaryota; Fungi; Glomeromycota; Glomeromycetes; Diversisporales; Gigasporaceae. The record is from the annotation of a GenBank genome assembly.